UCUCCAGAACGCUGUUUGAUUCGGGUAACAAAUGCUUCGGGGAACCUUGUUCAUGGGCUCACAGGAGCAAUUAGGGCUGAUUUCAUUCAGCUGUCUGAUGCUGGGCUGUCUCAAAUACAGCACCUCAAUAUGGACCGGCAUGCAACAGCAGAGAGGUAUUCAAUUCAAGUCUUUAGGUGCAAAUCUCAAAUUUUCGUGCCGGUGAACACGUGCAAUCUAUGAACGAGGAACUUUUGGAACAGACAAGAAAUUUGUGAUAUUCUGUUUACAGAUCGUACAGUGCUACAGAGUUGGAUGAAGUGGUGGUUUCUGCUUUGCUCUUUUAGGAUUGCAUGCAUGCAGGAGAGACGCCCUAUUAUUGAGUUCCCGUGAGAUUUGAGCACCAAAAGUUCUGUGUUUGCAAGCAUAUGCAUCUGUACGACUGAGCAACAAAACACCCUAAACGACGCUGAUGCGAGACAGGGUGAAGAAAAAUGAGGAUAUGCUUGAGAGGGGCUAGUCCGUCAUGAGAUCAUGAGGUGACACUGGUCCAUUAAGUUCAAAGUGUUUCUGGCAGGC
Messenger RNA from Coccomyxa subellipsoidea C-169, 558 nucleotides. RefSeq lists its product as hypothetical. NCBI's taxonomy places the organism in Eukaryota, Viridiplantae, Chlorophyta, Trebouxiophyceae, Coccomyxaceae. Bases 32 to 205 code for a protein of 57 amino acids. The transcript has a single exon. The record is from RefSeq and is a predicted model, not a curated record.